Messenger RNA from Neltuma alba, 450 nucleotides. Its product is annotated as protein MAIN-LIKE 2-like. The record is from RefSeq and is a predicted model, not a curated record. The coding region runs from base 1 to 450 and encodes 149 amino acids. The transcript is spliced from 3 exons. Lineage: Eukaryota; Viridiplantae; Streptophyta; Magnoliopsida; Fabales; Fabaceae. Gene Ontology annotation, biological process: meristem development; meristem maintenance.
AUGGCACAAUAUCCAGAAGAAGUCAUUAACCCUGGUCCAGAGGAUAACUCACUUCUGUACUUACAAACUCAACAUAUUUCGCAACAAGUUUGGAAUGAAAAUGUUUCUCGAAUCCUACACACUAGACGAGUCAUGCAUGCUAAUCGAAUGAUUGAGCCACCCAAUCAGAUACUUGAAUAUCUUAGAUUAGCUGGAUUUUAUGGUGUUGCGAGGGUAGGGCAAUUUGAUUACGACCGGAGUUUGGUCUCAGCCCUUGUUGAGAGGUGGCGUCCUGAGACUCACACAUUUCAUACUACACGUGGAGAGUGCACAAUAACAUUAGAGGAUGUUGCUAUACAGUUAGGCCUUCCUUGUGUAGGAAUGCCUGUCAUUGGGAAAACUGACUUUAAUUGGCAAGAUGUUUGUGAAUGGCUUCUAGGGGUUGAUUGGAGGAUAUCUCAUGCCAGAUAG